Saprolegnia diclina VS20 is the source of this 3436-nucleotide messenger RNA. RefSeq lists its product as hypothetical. The coding region runs from base 36 to 3353 and encodes 1105 amino acids. The transcript is spliced from 11 exons. Gene Ontology annotation, biological process: regulation of DNA-templated transcription; chromatin remodeling. Gene Ontology annotation, cellular component: chromatin; nucleus. The record is from RefSeq and is a predicted model, not a curated record. Lineage: Eukaryota; Oomycota; Saprolegniomycetes; Saprolegniales; Saprolegniaceae.
GAAAAUUAUAAAAAUGCAAAAGACAAUAAAAAUAGAUGGUGCCCACCACCGCAGGCGGGUUGCCGGUCGCGGCGACGCCGUCGACGGGUCCGCCGCCAUCACCGCCGUCGCCGCCGCCGGAGGGCGACGUCUCGAUGGACGACAAGGGCUCGGACGACGAGAGCUACCACAGCGGCAGCAUGAGCACGUCCAACGACGAGAAGGCGCAAGGAAGCGGGAGCGGCUCGGAUGAUGAUGGAAGCGAGCAAGAGAUCGACUACAAGAACUUUACCGGAUCGGCGCCGAGCCCGACGGCGCUGCCGAUGAAGCGCGAGGUCCUCCCCGAGCACCUCGGCCCGCUCGAGAUCCUGCGGUCCAUGGUCGAAGUCGCGCAAGCCUGCAGCUUUCUCCGUGUGUUUGGCGCGGUGCUCAAGAUCCCGCCGAUCUCGCGCACGGACCUCGAAAUGGCGCUCAUCCACGGCGAAGACGUCACGUCGGGCGCUGCGAAUGCGAUCCUUGCCGAGGUGCACUACCGGCUCUGUCGCGACGCGGGCCAAAAGAUCGAAAAGGCCAAAAUGUGCCACGAGUGGGAGCGUAUCUUGCAGCGCAAGCUCGGCGACAGCAACAACUGGCAGCGCCACUUUGUCGUCAACCCAAUGCCCGGCGAGUACAAGGACGUUGGUCUCCGCGAGCGCGCGCUCAUCUUGCAAUGGCUCUGCGAAGGCCGGUUGCAAUCUUGCAGCGACAUCCGCAAGCACGUGGCCGCGCUCUCGGCGCCAAGCAAAGACAAGGACGACGACGACAAGUUCAACCAGCUCCGGCCCGAGGCCCUUGGCGAGGACGACAACGGGUCUAUUUAUUGGUUCUUUCACGACGGCUGCUGGGUCUACGCCGAAGACAAGCCGCUUUGGCAGCGCGCUCCGGCAUCGGUCAACUGCCACGUGCGGUACGCGACGCCCCACAAGCUGCGCAUCUCGAUGCAGUACGGGAUCGAGAACAACGAGGGCAUGGCGGCGAUCCCGCUGCCGACAGACGAGUACGACGAGACUCUCGUGGGCGGCAGCCUCAAGCGCAAGCGCGACUCGUCGUCGUCUCGGAAAAAGGACAAGAAGGACAAGAAGAAGAAGAAGAAGAAGAAGAAGUCGUCGACGUCCGAGUCGGCGUCGAGGCGCAAGUCGUCGAGCCGCAAAUCGUCGUCGUCGGCCAAGAAGCCUCGACUACACGAGGAGAACGAGCAGGAGGAGGACGCGGUCAAGCCACCGCUGCCCUCGAUCCCAGAAGUGAAUACCAAGUCGGAGCCCAAGGACGACGACGGCGCGCCAGAGACCCAUGUGCUCUGCCACCUCUGCAACAAGCUCUACGACAUGGCACUCCUGGACCCGCCGCUCCUCAAGAAGCCGCAUGGCGACUGGAAGUGCUUUGAAUGCCUCGUCAACGACGCCCGUGGGUGGCCACGCCGCCGGCAGCCGCGCCAAGCGCCACCGCCGCCGCCGGUCGUCGACCGAAAGAAGCCCAAGUCAUCCUCAUCGACCAAGUCGUCGUCGUCGUCCAAAGCGAAGAAGAAGAGCAGCAGCUCGUCAGUCAAGAAGUCGACGAGCAGCAACAGCUCCAAGAAGAAGAGCAGCUCCAAGAAGAAACACCACCACCACUCGUCGUACCCGCCCGAGUACAAGUACCUCCUCGAGAUGUACAACACGCGCAAGCGUCAGCGCGACGCGCAAGAGGCUGAGAACCUUGCGAUGGGCCUCCCUGAUCCGCCGUCCGGCCCCAGCAAUUGGCGCGUUGUCAGCAUGACCGUCGACGGCCUGCGUCACGUGCUCGACACGCAGUUUGCUCUCGAUGGCUCGGUCGCCCAGCAGCGACUCAAGGGUCGCUUGAUCCAAAUCCUCAAGGCGGGCGAGGUUGCACAGGAAGCGAUGGAGAAGAAGCAGCACCAGCAGCACUUGCUGUGGCAGAUGCAGAGCCUUCCGCGCCGAGCCUCGUCGCGCAUUGCGACCACGCGCAUCAAAUCACAAACGAGCGAGCACGACGACUCGGCCGACGAGUCGUGGGACGAAAAGCCGUCGGAGCGCCUCGUGCGGCUCGCACGUCGCACGAGCAACAGCUCGGACAGCAGCCUCACGCCCGCCCAGCGGGAAGAGCAGGCCAAGCGCAAGUUGGCCAUGGAGCGGGCGCACCGCGCGUCCCGGCGGCAGCGCGAGUGGGACGACGACGACGACCAGAACGGCGGGUCGUCGGCCGACGAGUCGCGGCGCCACCGACGAACGCGCAGCACCCGCAGCCACUCGAGCUCUUCCGUCUCGACGUGGAUCGACUGGUCGCAAGUCCAGUCGUCCGUGUACCCGCUGCACACGGUCUGCCUCGCGCUUGUCGACGCCAUCAUCAAGGAAGAAAAAGCGCCGCUGUUUACGCGCCCGGUCGACCCGAUCGCCGAUGGAUGUCCGGACUACCUGCGCAUUAUCCAGCAUCCGAUGGACCUCGGUACGGUCAAGGCGCGAAUCAAGGCGAGCUACUAUGCCACGUGGACCAGCUUCAAGCACGACAUGGACCUCAUCUGGAGCAACUGCUGCACGUACAACUCGGAGGGCGCGCUGAUUGUCGAGUAUGCCAACGCACUGGAACGGGUCUGCGCCGGCUACGUCCUCGAGGCCGAGAAGCACGGCGUCGACGCCAUGGCCGAAGACGACGCGACACGCAGCAGCGCGGCCAAGAGCAAGAGCGACGACGAGGAGGAGUACCAUGCCAAGUCGGAUGCCUCGAGCGACAAUGACGACGAUGACGACGACUCGAGCGACGACGAUUCGAGCGAUUCGAGUUCAAGCGAUGCGCCGCCUCGCCGGCCAAAGCGCGUGGCCCCGCCCAAGCCGACGCCCAAGCCGACGCGCUCGAUAGCGCGCCGAGCGCCGCCCAAGCCCAAAGCCAAGCCAGAUGUCUGGGACAGCGACGAGUCGGACACGCCGGCCAAGAAGAAGCUGGUGGCGCGCCAAGCCAAGGCGCCGCUGAUAACGCCGUUGCCGCCGCCCGUCACGUCAAAAACCAAGGCGGCAAUGGCCAUCGUUGCGCCGCGGCCGCGCAAGACCAAGACGAUCAGCAGUAGCAGCAGCAGUAGCUCUAGCAGUAGUAGUUCGAGUUCGAGCGACUCGGACGCCAAGAAGCCGGCGAGUCCCGUGCCGCCGCCGCCGAUGACGCCGCCGCCACCCCCGAAAGCGCCGUCGCCGCCGCCGCCGCCCGCAUCGACGACGCACCACCGCAACGGUGCGCUCUCGGGCCACUCGGAAACCUUGUACCAGUCGUCGUCGUCUUCGUCGUACUUUUCGUCGUCGAGCAGUGACGACGACGACGACGACAGCAGCGACAGCAACGACAGCGAGUAACAAGCGCCUGCGUAAACGUGUAAUUUUGCUCUCCAACACCACCUAUCAAGUAUCAACGUAUCAAGUCGAUACAAAAGACAAAA